Culex quinquefasciatus (southern house mosquito) is the source of this 985-nucleotide messenger RNA. RefSeq lists its product as uncharacterized. The coding region runs from base 266 to 985 and encodes 239 amino acids. The transcript is spliced from 2 exons. Lineage: Eukaryota; Metazoa; Arthropoda; Insecta; Diptera; Culicidae. The record is from RefSeq and is a predicted model, not a curated record.
GCGGACUCGCGCUUUCGAAACGUCGGUCGUUUGCCUCAUUAUUGCCAAAAUUCCGGCAAUUUUACCGAGCCAGAAUAUCGAUAUUCGCGACUGGCAGGUUCCACUUGACGUAAAAUUGGCUGAUCCGAAAUUUAACAUUAGUGCGGGUGUGGACAUUUUACUCGGGGCCGAACUCUUCUUCUCGUUAUUGCUUAGCCAGCAAUGUAAAAUAAAUGUUGGAUAUCCACUCUUACAGGAAACUGUGUUUGGACAUAUCGUGUCAGGGAUGUACGCGGGGCGUGGAGCAAACCCAUCGCUGUGCAUAAUCAGCAGUGCCAGCGGGCUGGAUGCCAUCCUAGAGCGAUUCUGGCAAGUGGACGACUUUGACCGCGGUCGAGCGCUGUCGCUAGACGAUAGGUGGUGUGAGGAUCACUUUAAUCGCACGGUUUCGCGUCGGGAUGACGGGCGUUACGUGGUACGGUUACCAAUCCGCGAAGAUCGAAGACCUUUUCUCGGUGACUCGUAUAAUCUAGCCCAGCGUCGGUUCCUGGCUAACGAGCGCAGAUUUGGAUACGACCAGCAGCUUCGCGACGACUACCUGCGAUUUAUGGACGAAUAUGCUGAACUCGGACACUUGGAACCGGGCUUACGCACAGGAAAUGCGGCGUACCGUCCAAGAUUUUGGAAACGAUGGACUCGGGAUUACGUUCAUCAUUUGCAUCAACGUCCAAAAUGGCACCAAGGCACUCGAAACCCUCAGGUCGGCGAGUUAGUUUUGUUGAAACAAGAGAACCUUCCGCCGUUGCAAUGGAACAUCGGACGAAUAACCGCCACACAUCCGGGCAGAGACGGCAGGUGCAGGGUGGUCGACGUCCGCACCACAAGGGGAACUUACCGGCGUGCCGCAGCAGAAGUAUGCCUGCUGCCAAUCGAAACCGAGAGCAGCAAAUUAGAAAACCCAGCCCAGCACCAGAUACAGCUCCCGACAAGCCAGCCCGAACUGUAA